AUGGAUUUGUUUAUUGAAAGAAAAAUAAACAGUUUAUUACAAUUUUUAUUUGUUUCCCGACAGGAUUUUUUGAAGAAUUUGAGAUUUUGGAACAACAAUAAUAACAACUUUUCGAUUUACUUAUUAAUUUUUGGAGUAGUAGUAUUUUUUUAUAAAAAACCAGAUCAUUUGAAUCGUAUCGUUGACAGCAUCAGUGAAAUGACAACGAAUUUCAGAAAUAGUAAUAGUCUCAGCCGUUGGUUGCCCAGAAGCAAGUUCACCCACUUGGACGAAGAAGUUCUGAAGAGGGGUGGCUUCAUUGCUGGUUUGGUUAAUGACGGUAACACCUGCUUCAUGAAUUCCGUAUUACAAUCAUUGGCAUCAUCCCGAGAAUUGAUGGAUUUCUUGGAUAACAACGUCAUCAAGACCUAUGAAGAACUAGAAGAAAAAGCAGAAAAUAAAGAAGAAAGCGGAUACGAACACGAAGACGAGCAAGAUGCUCUCAAGAAGAAGUCUGCCAAGAACGGUAAAGUUUACGGUAAGCACAAGAAAAAGCUAAACAGGAAAUUAAGCUCCAGAGAGGAAGAAGAAGAGAACCAAGAGCCGGAUGUCACAUUUAGCGUCACUUUAAGGGAUCUAUUAGCUGCUUUGAAUGAUAAGUAUUAUAGAGACAAACCAUAUUUUAAGACCAAUAGGUUAUUGAAAGCAAUGUCCAAAUCUCCAAGAAAAAAUAUGCUUUUAGGCUACGAUCAAGAAGAUGCACAAGAGUUUUUUCAAAAUCUUUUAGCUGAAUUGGAAAAUAACAUCAAAUCAAUGAACUCUGAAAAGCUUGAUACUACCCCAAUCGCUAAAACUGAGUUACCAGCUGAUGCUUUGGUGGGUCAAAAUAAUCUUGAGAAAGUCGGCACUGUUUAUAUUCCGACUGAACAAAUUGAUCCCAAUUCUAUUUUACACGACAAAUCGAUCAAAAAUUUCACACCUUAUAAAUUGAUUACUCCUUUAGAUGGUAUUACCGCAGAAAGAAUUGGAUGUUUACAAUGUGGUGAAAACGGUGGCAUAAGAUAUUCCGUAUUUUCAGGGUUAAGUUUAAAUUUACCUAACGAGAAUAUUGGUUGCACCUUGAAGUUGUCUCAGUUGCUAAGCGAUUGGAGUAAACCCGAAAUCAUCGAAGGCGUGGAAUGUAAUCGUUGUGCCCUCGCUGCAGCUCAUUCUCAUUUAUUAGGUCAGCUGAAAGAAUUCAAACAGAAAUCAGAGGGUUCUAUUCCAGAAAAAUUGAUUAGUGCUGUCCAAAACAGGGUACAACAAAUUGAAGAGGUACUCGCCAAACCAGUUAUUGAUGACGAAGAUUAUGAGAAGUUGCACACAGCCAACAUGGUCCGUAAAUGUUCCAAAUCUAAACAAAUCUUAAUAUCAAGACCACCACCAUUAUUGUCUAUUCAUAUCAAUAGAUCUGUCUUCGAUCCAAGAACCUACACAAUCAGAAAAAACAAUUCCAAAGUACUAUUUAAAUCAAGGUUAAACCUUGCCCCAUGGUGUUGCGAUAUCGACGAAAUCAAUUUAGAUGCUCGAUUACCAAUGUCAAAGAAGGAAAAGGCUAUGCAACAAGAUUCCAGUGAAGAUGAAAACAUUGGCGGCGAGUACUAUUCCAAAUUGCAUGAGCGCUUCGAACAAGAAUUUGAGGAUAGUGAAGAAGAAAGAGAUUACGAUGACGGAGAAGAAAACCAGACCUCUCACUACAAUGAUAACAGGGAUACUAAUAAUUAUGACCCACUAAAUGGUGAAGCUGAUGGAUUAUCGUCAGAUGAUGAGGAUGAAUACAUCGAAGAAACCGACGCCUUAGGCAACACCAUUAGAAAGAGGAAUAUAGAGCAUGCCAAUGCUGAAGAAGAACAUGAACAUGUAGUAGAAGACAAUGGGGAAGGGAUGAACAACACCGACAACGUAAACCACAGCGAGCUAAAGGUUAAUGUUGAGGACCAAUUAGACUCAUCAUCAGAUGAGGAAGAUGCUAUACCGGCUCCGCCCAUCAACUAUGCUAGGUCAUUUUCCACUGUGCCAGCCACUCCGCUGACAUAUUCUUUGCGUUCAGUCAUUGUUCAUUACGGUACUCACAAUUAUGGUYACUACAUUGCAUUCAGGAAGUACAGAGGCUGUUGGUGGAGAAUAUCCGAUGAGACCGUGUACGUCGUGGAUGAAGCUGAAGUUCUUUCAACACCUGGUGUGUUUAUGCUAUUUUAUGAGUAUGACUACGAUGAAGAAACCGGUGAGAUGAAAGACGACUUGGAGGCCAUUCCAACUAACGAGGAAGAAGAAGAAGGAGAGCAAGAGCAAGAGCAGCAAAACCAGGAAGUCCAAGAAGGUAUAUCUGGUAAAGAUGUAAAUUAA
Saccharomyces eubayanus is the source of this 2364-nucleotide messenger RNA. It is a transcript of the gene UBP1, whose product is annotated as ubiquitin-specific protease UBP1. Lineage: Eukaryota; Fungi; Ascomycota; Saccharomycetes; Saccharomycetales; Saccharomycetaceae. The record is from RefSeq and is a predicted model, not a curated record. Gene Ontology annotation, molecular function: cysteine-type deubiquitinase activity; cysteine-type endopeptidase activity. The coding region runs from base 1 to 2364 and encodes 787 amino acids. Gene Ontology annotation, biological process: protein deubiquitination. Gene Ontology annotation, cellular component: nucleus; cytosol. The transcript has a single exon.